Molecule: messenger RNA, 2028 nt
Organism: Filobasidium floriforme
Lineage: Eukaryota; Fungi; Basidiomycota; Tremellomycetes; Filobasidiales; Filobasidiaceae
Exons: 10
Coding region: 1-2028 (675 amino acids)
Biological process (GO): signal transduction; regulation of GTPase activity
Cellular component (GO): cytoplasm
Source: RefSeq, a predicted model, not a curated record
AUGGCCGCCUAUGCCUCCGACGCGAGCAAGAUCACGGAAAGGCCCCAGCGGUCCGAUAGCCUUAGGUCGUUGAAUAACGGCCUAGUGUCAGAUGAAACCGGACAAAGGCGACAACCCACACUUGCGGUCCAUCGCCAGUCGUCAGAAGAGCUAGUCACUGACUUGAGCGAGCUGAAGAUCCCCACGCUCGAAACCACUGUACCGGCUCUGCAAGCUCUGCUUGCAAGCACAGCAACUGCAACAAGCUUGGAUGGUUCAGUCUCGAUCCAGAAGACAUUGCUCGAACGGGCAGUCAACGAGAUUCAGGCAUUGACGGAUCAAGUCACGGUGUUGAAGGACAAGUAUUCUGGAGCACGGAGAACCAGCCUUCACUAUAUGGAAGGUAUGACCGUCGCAUCCGAGGAAUACGAAAAGGCGGUACAAGCUCGGCUAGAGGCAGAGACAGAGGUGGCGAGACUAAAGGCGGAAGUUCACGGGCAAACGGCCCGACUCUCGCUCAUUGCGGAAGAUGAGCGGCGCCAGGAAAGUCUGAAGCGGCAAUCCAGCGAUCUCGUGACAAACUUGAGCGGACUUGAGCAGGAUGUUUCCAAGCUGAGGGUUGAGCGAGACAUCACCUUGGCCGAAGUACAGGAACUGGCGGCUACAAAGACGGACUCGGAUCUCCCAAAUGUUGAUCCGGUCGAGAAAGGCGCUACGGUGGCGCGAUCCUUGACCAAACGGUUGAACACUGUCAAAGAACAGUACAAGACCCAACUUCAACCUCUGACUCUCGAACACGAACGGCUAAGUCGAGAAAUAGCUGAGCUUCGUGGCACGCGGGACCUAUAUCUCGAGGAAGCCGCUGCCUUGUCCGCCAAGAACGACGAAUUAGCGGAACUCAAUACUAGGCUGACUAAGCAGACCGAGUCUAUGCAGGAUGGCUUGGCUCGACCCAGAGCACCCUCUGCGUAUAUGCGGCCUGGUGUCAAACACCACAUCUCAGGCUCACCCUCGUUGUCAUCUAUCGCAACGAGCGCCACUCUUCACGAGAUGCCGGACGAGAACUUCAGACAGAUAAGAAACGGGCGAGCAGAUCCGAUCGAUGCAGCACCGGCUGCACGUCGAUUCAAGUGGUACAAGUCCUCAAAAGGCCCUGAACCUAGCGGGCUUUCCAAUUCCAUAUCUCGACCGUUGGCGCUUCCUCCCGAUAAGAACAAAACGCGACCAAGCAACGAUCCUGGUGUGCGGGAACACGUCUUCCAGCCGACUAGCAUUUUGAGAUUUUCCAAAUGCGAGCAUUGCGGCGACAAGAUGUGGGGACUGCAGGAAGUUCGGUGUGCAGUGUGUGGAGUUUACUGUCACACGAAAUGCGUCGACAAGCUUGGAGGAUCAUGUUCCGGUAGUCAUUCGGGGCAUAUCCGUGAAGAGCCAUCGGUGGAGACAGUAACUGGACCUUCGUUGUUCGGGCGUGACUUGACAGAGCAGGUGCAGGAAGAUGGCCAACCUGUGCCUAUCAUCGUGACCAAGUGCAUUGAAGCGGUUGAAACCCAAGGAAUGGAGUAUGAGGGCAUCUACCGAAAGACGGGAGGAUCAUCCCUCUCGAAAGCCAUCACCCAGCUGUUUGAGAAGGGCAAUUACGAUUCCUUCGACCUCAACGACAUUGAUCGGUUCAACGACAUCAACUCGAUCACCUCCGUCCUCAAAUCGUACUUCCGAGCCCUGCCUAAUCCUCUCCUGACGCACGGACUGCACGAGUUGUUUGUGACUGCAGCUUCUAUACGCGAGCCAGACUCCAAGUUCGAGGCCUUGUCUUCCCUCUUGACACAGCUACCGACCGAGCAUUAUAACACUCUCCGAACUCUUAUGCUUCAUCUUCAUCGCGUCAAGAGCUCGAGUGCAGAAAACUUGAUGAACGCUCGCAACCUCGGAGUGGUCUUUGGACCUACGUUGAUGCGAUCGGCGGAUCCUUCAAGAGAAUUUGCAGACAUGGCUGGGAAAGCCCUUUCCAUCGAGUGGAUGAUCGAGAACGCUCCUGCCGUUUUCCUAUGA